Tricharina praecox is the source of this 683-nucleotide messenger RNA. RefSeq lists its product as uncharacterized. The transcript has a single exon. Lineage: Eukaryota; Fungi; Ascomycota; Pezizomycetes; Pezizales; Pyronemataceae. The record is from RefSeq and is a predicted model, not a curated record. The coding region runs from base 158 to 586 and encodes 142 amino acids.
GCCCCCCCACCCACCACCCGAACCUCCGCGGAGAGAGAGAGUCGCCGACUGUUGGUACACAGUUCAUAUCAUCCCGUAUACACACACACAUACACGCAGACAUACACACGACUCAGCAAAGAACACGCCGGAAUAUACACCUAAGCGAAACGAUCGUAUGUCGAGGCCACGAAUGACCCAUAUCUACCACCCUACCUCCACGUCGACGUGGAGAGUGAGGGAUACCUGCACGGACGCAUCGCAUCGUAUCGAUUCGAAUCAGAUAGGAUACGGUUGGUGGGUGGUGCUGGUGGUGGUGCUGCUGGUGGUGACGAUAACGACACUGAACGGCGACUCGAUGAGCGAUUUGAGUCCGGGGAUCUACGGCGAACGGUGUUGGGUUCUUGUCGACUUCCUUUGGGGGGAGGGGGGGCUGGGCUGGCAGGAAAAGCGACGAGAGUUUGAGGCGGACGAGAUGCUCAGGUGUCAUGAGUCGCUCGCUGCAUCUGCAGCAGCUCGAAGGGUCGGUAAGUGGCUUCUUUUCUUCUUCUUCUUCUUCUUAUGUGCUGCCGCGAGCCUGUUGUCAUCCAUCGAUUUGACAGGUUGACUGCUGACUAGGUGCUUGCUGACGCUGCGGUCAUCAUCCUCACAUACUCACGAGAACUGGCGGAUUUGCGGUGGCAUGUAGUUUUGCCGGCUAUCAU